Molecule: messenger RNA, 2543 nt
Organism: Actinia tenebrosa (Australian red waratah sea anemone)
Lineage: Eukaryota; Metazoa; Cnidaria; Anthozoa; Actiniaria; Actiniidae
Product: cysteine-rich hydrophobic domain-containing protein 2
Source: RefSeq, a predicted model, not a curated record
AAUAUUCUACUUCCGAUUCUUCGAUCAAUCGGUCGAUGUACGUUUCAGUAAACUACAACGAACUGUCGUCCUUUUGAUCCAAGAUUUCACGCUUUGGAUGGCAAACUUUGACGCUAUCAUAGACGAAAACAUUGAGACUGAGGAUGUCUCUCGCGUUUCGGAAGAUUAUGUUCCAGUUCAGAAAGAAUCAGUCGUUGUACGAGGGAUAGGACAUAUGACAAUAUUCGGUUUAAACAGCAAGUUUGACCCGACUUUUCCUCAAGGACUUCACGCCAAGGUUGCUCCAGAGGAAUUCAAGGCCACCAUAGAUAGAGUCAACAGAGUAUUGAGUAAAGCUAUGCCAAUAAAUAUACGAUGGAUGUUAUGUGGAUGUAUAUGUUGCUGUUGUACAUUAGGCAUGUCCAUGUGGCCUGUAGUUUGCUUAAAUAAAAGGACAAAACAUUCAUUAAACAAGAUAUUGGAUGCAGAAAACUGCCAUCUUUACCACAAGCUUGGUCUUCACUGGCAUCUAAAUAAACAAAAGUGCAGUUCAAGUAAUAUGAAAGAAUAUGUUUUAUUAAUAGAUUUUAUACCAAUGACAAAUAUUCUACGGCCUGAUUGAAAUCUCUUCAACCAGAUCUCAAGUUGUUGUCUAUAUAAAACUAUGACAGACAUUUGCUUGCAACAAUUUUUAUACAAGGCUGUGAUGUAAGUAGACUAUAAGCUAAGGUAGCUAUCUAAAAAUGUGAUUUCACUGAUGGAAAUCCCUGUACAGCAACUCUUGCUACAGCAGACACCCUUGGGACCUUCACUGGAGGUCCGUAAAAGCAAGCCUUCACAAUAAUGCAAAUGAAAUUAAUAACGGUCAUUUCUUUGUUAGUAUUGGUGCUGGAGAUUUUUCUCCUGUCUGUAAUAGCAAGGUGUCUGCAAAGUGAGAGUUGAAUGUAUUUUAGAGAGUUGGACUGCCUUAUGCAAACCACAGCGGUGACAGUUCAAAAACAUAAUAUUUGUAAAUUUAAAACAUGUACUUAGGAAGAAAAGUGUGGGCUGUUAAUCAGUGACAUCCUUCUGCUGUGUAAGGAGAAUCAAUACCACAAAAUUCACCACAUAUUUCUUUAAACUCCCACUUAAGAUCCCUUAUGGAUCUACAGAUAACUAUGUUUUUACAUUCUUGAUUUUUAAGAGUCAUUAUUUUAAGACCUUAUAUUUUGGGCUUGAUGCUCGUCCAUUUCAGACAAGGUAUCAACCCAUUAGAUAAUAGAAUAGUAAUUAUUGGAAGAUUAAUAUAUGUAUCUUAGUAUAGGCUCUCUAGUUAUCACUGUUUUCAUUGUUUUGUGCUGAUAAAGACCAAAAAAGUUAACAUUGCAACACAGUAAUCAGUAGAAUAACCCUUGCAGCAUGUCAGAAUUAAGCUUAACUUGGAUGACACGACAAGAGAUUUACAUUCACAUGAGAUUAAAAUUCUUUUGUUUUGUCCCCUCAAUUUGAGCUGCUUUGACGUAUCAUGCAAGGGGUCUAUAGACAACAAUCAUUUGAACAAAUCUUCCCAUGUAACUUCACAUGGUUCAUAUACCAUAAAUUAUUGCAUUGAUGGCAUAUUAUUCUAUUGCCUGUUAACCUGUUGCAGCUACAAGUUUGUCUCUAUCAUUAUGUAGCAAUGAAGACAGUGGUAACAGUAAACUAAGAAAGAAGGGAGUGAUGCAACUCAGAAAUCUAAAAUCAGAAGACAUUACACCCAAGCGGAAAAGAUCAAUAAUUAAUUAUUAAGGGGAAGUGAAAAUAGGUAAAUAUUUAUUGAACCACGAGUCUUUAAGUGGCAAGAUAAAUAUUCACCAUGAUCACUGAGCCUGAGGUUUGUAAUUGUUUUAGUAUAAUUUUAGACUCGAAUAUCAGAGAAAAUAUAAAAUUCAGGAGAAAAGAGAAUGCUUUAGUAUUAUUUCUGCUCUGGCAAACUUUGGGAAACCUCAUGCUGUAAUCACUUUUCCAGCAGUGAAUAUCGCAUCAUAAUCCCUGGUUGCUCGACCAUUCUCAGCGCCCAAUACUCUCUAUUCAAAUCUAAAAUUUUACUAAACUCCAGUAAUAUUUAUCUUCUAUUUGUUCUUUAAAACUCAUUUCAGUUCCAUUAAACGGUUAACAAAUUAUAAAGUCAUCUUAGCAAGAUUAUAAAAAGAAAGUGCUUGUUUGUUUUUGUUUUGAAUAUUUAUUUCUAAAUCCUAGGAAUGCAUGUAUCAACAUAAAAUUAAUGCAAAAAAUAUUGAUUAAAAUUAUAGAAAAGAGUUGAUGCAUCUGGCACGGAGCCAAGCCACAUGUACCAUAUAUGCAACACAAAACAGAGACUGAUAUCUCUGAGCCUUAUAAAUUUCAUAGCAUUAAAAGUUUUAAUAGUCAUGGUAAUAAAAAAUUAUCACGUGUAAUGACCUACAGCAAAAACAUAAUAUACUAUUUUGGAACAGCACGGACUACAUGCGGAGCACCAAUAUUACUGUGGCUUUCCAUAUUCUAUGAACUCAGACCUUUCAAUGGCUUGUUGUGAAUUUUUUUUUUUUUUUCUUUUUUUGCCGCCA